Danaus plexippus (monarch butterfly) is the source of this 5214-nucleotide messenger RNA. RefSeq names its product adenylyl cyclase 78C-like. Gene Ontology annotation, cellular component: plasma membrane. The coding region runs from base 234 to 4250 and encodes 1338 amino acids. Gene Ontology annotation, molecular function: adenylate cyclase activity. The transcript is spliced from 29 exons. The record is from RefSeq and is a predicted model, not a curated record. NCBI's taxonomy places the organism in Eukaryota, Metazoa, Arthropoda, Insecta, Lepidoptera, Nymphalidae. Gene Ontology annotation, biological process: cAMP biosynthetic process; adenylate cyclase-activating G protein-coupled receptor signaling pathway; intracellular signal transduction.
UCAGUAUAGCGACCGACUCCGCGCGGCUUGCAUGUGUUGAUCACACGGGUACGGUUUGUAGCGUUUGUGGAAUCAGUGAUUUUAUUAAAAUUAGAAAAAUGUGAUAGAAGUAGCUUCUAGAUAUCAAAUAUACAUUUGGGUUUUUAUUGUCAUGUUUGGAUUUUUAUAUAAUUGAUGUAAAGGCAGCAAUGAAAUUACAACAGCAACGGAUCACUUAGAUAAUUUCAACAAGAAUGGCUGAUGUACACCAUGAAGAUAAUUGUACGGGUCUCGGAACGUGCCGUUGCUGCCUUAAACAAGCUCCUUGUCACGAAGUCGGCAGCGUGGAAACUGAACGGGUGCCCGGAGACGGUGCCAGCAGCACCGUUCAUGAAGACCAGUUGCGGGUCAGCGACGAUGAUGGAUCAACGAACAGCACUAGGAAUAGCAUCGACCCUUUCCGUGCGGAGAGCGAUCCCGUUGCCACAGAAGGAAUGCUCAGGACGGGUCGAUAUUACAAAGGAAUUUAUUGGCCUUCAAUCACUAACAGUUUUAAGGAUGAAACGGUCGAGCUAUCGUACCAAAGGUAUUCAAGGAGACAGAGACAAAGAUCUCUCAUAAUGGUUAAUGUAGUGGACUUCGCGCUAAAGAUAUGUUUAUCUCUCGUCUAUACUUUAUCUAACAGAGACGAUGAAAAGGUCGACGGAUAUCAGAUCGCGUGGACCGCUGCCUUCGCGAUGCUCAAUGUAGCAGUGUGCCUGCUGGGGUGUUGGCGCUGUUUCGCCAAUAACUAUCUGCAUUGGGCGGCAGCUGCAACCUGGAUACUCCUAAUAGCUCAGGGUCUAAGCGGCCAAGGUAUCGGUUUCCAAGCCCCAGAGAACCAGGUGUGGUACAUGUUGUUCAUAAUAUUUGUGCCAUACGCGAUGUUGCCGCUAUCUCUCGGCUGGUGUAUUGUUAUUGGUCUCCUGUCGUCCGUGUCCCACGUGCUGGCCACCUCCGUCAAUAUGAAUGAAAUAAUGAAGGAGAAUCCUAAUGCCGCAAAAUCCUGCAGCAUGAGGUUGCUUGCUAGCAAUGGUCUGUUGUACACGGCGGUCAACUUCUCGGGGAUGUACGCAAAGUAUCUUGCUGACUGGGGUCAGAGGAAGGCGUUCCUGGAGACCCACCGAUCGAUGGUUACAAGGCAAAGCACGAAGCGAGAGAGUGACCGUCAGUGGAAGUUGUUUCAAAGCGUGAUACCGGACUUUUUAGCAAAAGAGAUUUCCAGUUACGUUUCGAGAGUACGAGGAGAGUUUCAAGAACAGCAGUUUAACAAUUUAUACAUUCAAAGGCAUGAAGACGUGUCCAUAUUAUACGCUGAUAUUAAGGGAUUCACCGAACUAUCCAGUAAAUGCAGCGCGCAAGAUUUGGUGAAGCUACUGAACGAGCUUUUUGCUCGAUUCGACAGAUUGGCUUCGGAGAACCACUGCCUCCGUAUCAAGUUAUUGGGUGACUGUUACUUCUGCGUGUCCGGACUGGCCGCUCGUCGUGAUGACCACGCUCAGUGCGCCGUAGACAUGGGCCUCCACAUGAUACGUGUGAUCAGGGACGUACGGUACAAUAAGCAGGUAUACGCGGUGGAUCUGGAUAUGCGUAUCGGUAUUCACAGCGGCACAGUAUUGUGCGGCGUGUUGGGACUGCUGAAGUGGCAGUUUGACCUCUGGUCUUAUGAUGUAUCUCUCGCUAACCAUAUGGAAAGCGGAGGCUUACCCGGUCGAGUGCACAUAUCAGCGGCGACCAUGGAGUGCUUGCAGGGAGAGUUUCAAGUGGAACCGGGCGAGGGACACCUAAGGGACGCCGUCAUUAGGGAACUCAACAUAACAACUUACCUCAUCAAGGCAACCGAGCAACCACGACGAGCGAGGCAUAAGUCGAAUAACAACAGCAUUCGACCGCAGCAGCCAACGGAGACUCCGCGCCGCACGAGCAGCACUACUGUGGAAGAAGAAAACACUACCGAUUGGACUCCCGAGAUGCCUUUUCAAAAUUAUUUCAACAGCAGCGCCCACGGGCUUGUGAGAGUUUCACGUCGAAAUAAUGGCGAGGACGUCGAAAAUGGACAGGACAUGGAACUGAGCACUAUAUCGGAGGACGACGAUAUAAUAAACCAUUCUAUCGAGGUGAGCAGCAAUCGCCGUAUGCGCGCUCAACACAUGCGUCCGUGUUCGCUACGCUUCCGCCGAGCGUCGCUGGAGACGCGCUUCGCCCAACUCGACGAGACCACUUUCAAGUCUAACGUCAUGUGCUGUCUCGUGAUCUGGAUCUUCAUUGUGGCCGUUCAGUAUAUUAUACAUUUUAAUUGCUGGGUGCUAGUUGUAACUCUAAUGGCGAUGACGAUUCCCCUCGUGUUAUCGUUCGUGGUGGUGAUGGCGGAAGAGUUCCCGCGGGCUCUGCCGCUCCUCACCCGUCUCUCUGCAGCACUCAGCGGCAACAGGUUCCGAAGGAAUCUGCACAUCUGCUGCUUCGUCACCAUAAUGUCUAUAUCCAGCACUAUCAAGUUAUACAUUUGCCAGAAUUCGUUUCCUAUAGAUACGAACGCAACUUUAAUUAACGAUACAAUUGCUCUCAAUAUGACUAACCUUUCCGACGAUGAGAAAUUUGAAGAAUGUUAUAAGCCAGAGUACGUCGUAUUUACCUGGAUCCUCAGCCUGGUCGCUUUGACUUCGAUCUUAAAGCUGUACUAUUUAAUCAAAACACUCCUCGCCAUCAUCAACGUGGCUAUGUUCUCAAUCCUAUUAUUUCAACACUACAAUGCAGAUAAUUUCAGUAAUGGAGUCUAUGAUACUCAGCUCCCCUUCUAUGUGCAAAUGUUGAUUCUGAUGACAAUGUUCUUGGUGAUAGUUGUGUAUCAUGCGAGGCUGGUUGAAGUCACCUCUCGUCUCGACUUCUUGUGGAAGCUUCAGGCGGAAACAGAUUUGAAAGAAAUGAAAGAAACCCAACGAACCAACAGACACCUCCUCAAACAUAUCCUUCCCGAUCACGUCGUCAAGCAUUUUCUAUCGAAGGACAGAUGCCCAGACGAACUAUAUUCUCAAUGGAGAGACGAGGUCGGUGUCAUGUUCGCUGGGAUACCAAACUUCCAUGAGUUCUACUCUGAACAAAAGGCGAUCGACUGCAUGAGGCUUCUCAACGAGAUCAUUUUUGAUUUUGAUAAGUUACUCAUGCAGCCUCGUUUUAAGAGUAUCGAAAAAAUCAAAACUAUAGGAGCAACCUACAUGGCAGCAUCUGGCCUCAAUCCUAACCAUAAGUCAGCAGACGAAGAUUGCGAACAUCUCUGUGCGCUAGUGGACUAUGCAUUCGCAAUACGAGAGGCUUUGGAGGAUAUCAACAAACAUAGCUUCAAUAAGUUCCGACUCAGAGUUGGUAUAAGUUGUGGUCCGCUGGUCGGAGGCGUGAUCGGUGCACGGAAGCCGGUGUAUGAUAUCUGGGGGAAUACCGUGAACGAGGCCUCCCGCAUGGAGUCCACCGGCGCCAUGGAUCGUAUACAGGUCACCAAAUAUACUAAACAAGUGCUGGAGCGUCGCGGGUACUCGCUGGAAAGACGAGGAGCCGUGGAGGUCAAAGGAAAAGGUCGCAUGGAGACGUGGUGGGUUCAACGAGGACGGCGGCGCGCUGGACCUCUCCCCGCGCCCGCACCACCCCGCUCACUCGCCGCCCUGGUGUACACGAUGCUGCAGGCUCGUAAGAGGAUCUAUACGCAUCCUCUCGAUGGGCCACAACCACAUCAUGCCAACGCGAGCGGCUCGAACAGCAUCCGAAGACGAACAACACGGCCGGGUACAGCAAGACAUAACACGGAGUGGAGACGAGCUCAGUCACGAAUCGAGACAGGCACCAACGGCGACAGUUAUACAAACAUCAGACCGCACUCCAGUAGUAUGGUGGCCCGUCGCCCGGAGAUGGCGCCGCCGGUCGUUGGCAGCAUGUCCGCGCCGCACACGCCCACCACCUCCCACGUGUCACCCGAGCGCAUGUUCGCGGGCCCUAAACUGGGCCUCGGAGCGAGGCUCAAGGCUGCCAGCUUCUCCUACCGCUCGAGGCCUAACAGAGAUCGCUCCCCGAAGAUUCGAGAAUCGACGGACAGUUCCGCGGUCUCGCCCGCCAACGGCGCGCCUGGAUCCUUCAGAUUCAGAUCCGUAACUACAGCCUCAUUCUUCAGAAGUAAGAACAAAGACAGAAGAAAAGAUCAGGACACGAACGAAGAGAGCGGUGACACUGUCACCACUCGAAUGUAGGUGUAAACAUGGAUAAGCAAAUCAAUCGACAAAAUGUUAUACCCUUUUAUUGCCACUGGACCCUUACCAGUGUUAUGCUUUUUGUAAAUCCUUUUUAUUAUAUAAUUUAUAUGAGUAUUCAAAUUUAAAUUCGGCGGUUAAAUUAGUAAGUAACUGAGAUGUAUGUAGUAUGUAUUAGAUACAUGAGAUCAAGAAGAUGCCAAAAUAUUUAUGUACACAAAUAUAUAAUAAUUUGUAUAAAAACGUAAUUAGUACGACAUAUUUUAAUUAUCGUUCAAUUAGUGUUAGUAGGGGGAGACUAAACGCUAAAGGAUAGUCCAAUUGUUAGUUAACUUUGGCUAACUAAGUAGAUGUUACGACUUAGGAUAUAAAAUACCUUGAAGGAAUUGUCGAAAUUAUGUACAUACAUAUAUAUUUUAUUGCAGAUAAAAUUAAAAUAACAAUCUUAUUGAAAUGAAAAUUUAUGUGAUUGAUUCAUUUAGUUAUCUAAUGUAUGACUUCCUAUGUCUGCUUAAUAAUAAGAAAAGAUACAAAAGCUAGGUAUGUAGAUAUUUUUUAAUCACGUCGCAGUAGGCAGCGAAUGUACCUAGUUGUGCACAAAAUGUUUAAAGAAACUUACUAUAACGUCAGUAUGUUUAUUUACGUAUAUAUAAUGCGUGUAUAAUCUGUCUUCGCACAUUUGUACUUUUGUAAGCACAGACUAUUAUUAUUUUACUGUUGGACAGAUUAUUGUACAAUGCCAAAGAACUAUUGAUCUCCAAUUAUUUAUAAGAGAGGACGCGGGUAAUGAAGAUGUAGCCGACGAUUAGACGUAUAAGUCUGUAAAUAUAUAUUUAUUAGGAUUUGAUGUAUUUAUUAUAUAACUAUAGAAAAAAAGACUAGAAAUGAUGUAACAGAGCCAAAUAAUUUAUUUUAAAUAGUAUUUCAAUGUGCUAACAAAAUAUAUUUAACGUAAUUAACUAUA